AUGGAAACCAAACCAAACCCAGCACCUCUUAUUACCACCGGAACCACCACCGAGGCGGCCGCAACCGCAAGCAGCAGCGACGCCGGGAGCACCGUCAACAGCGGCAGCGGCGGUCGGAAGGGGAAGGGCGGGCCGGAGAACGCCAAGUUCAGGUACCGCGGCGUGCGGCAGCGGAGCUGGGGCAAGUGGGUGGCGGAGAUCCGGGAGCCCCGCAAGCGCUCGCGCAAGUGGCUCGGCACCUUCGCCACCGCCGAGGACGCCGCGCGCGCCUACGACCGCGCCGCGCUGCUCCUCUACGGCCCGCGCGCCCACCUCAACCUCACCGCGCCGCCGCCCAUGCCCCCAGGGUCCGACCACUCCCGCCCCUCGGGUUCUUCCUCCGCUUCUUCCUCGAGCUCCUCCUCCGCGCCCACGCCGCUCCGGCCGCUCCUGCCGCGCCCGCCGCAGCACUCCGGUGCCCCGAUGGCCUUCCACCACCACCACCACCGCCAGUACUACCUGCCGCUGCGCCCGUUGCCCACAUCGUCACCGCCUCUGUACUACGCAAGCACUGCCACGGCGUCCACCGUGACCACCACGGUAGCGCCACCAUAUGAGAUGAUCACCACUGCCCCGCCGGCAGUGGCUGCUCCUUCUGCGGUGCCCGCGCAGGAUAGUGCGCCUGCGGAGGUGUCCGAGGCUGCGGCGGCUGAAUGGGAGUACCUCGCCGCCGAGGGGGAGGAGGACUACGAGGCGGCGCUGCUGUGGAACGAACCUGAGCCCUUGUUCGAUAUCUUCUUGAAGUGA
Molecule: messenger RNA, 786 nt
Organism: Lolium rigidum
Lineage: Eukaryota; Viridiplantae; Streptophyta; Magnoliopsida; Poales; Poaceae
Product: ethylene-responsive transcription factor ABI4-like
Exons: 1
Coding region: 1-786 (261 amino acids)
Biological process (GO): positive regulation of DNA-templated transcription; response to stress
Cellular component (GO): nucleus
Molecular function (GO): DNA-binding transcription factor activity; transcription cis-regulatory region binding
Source: RefSeq, a predicted model, not a curated record